Messenger RNA from Haemonchus placei, 204 nucleotides. Lineage: Eukaryota; Metazoa; Nematoda; Chromadorea; Rhabditida; Trichostrongylidae. The record is from the annotation of a GenBank genome assembly.
AUGUACAUACCUCUAUUUCGCCAAAAAGGCGAGUUCGAUGACUUAUCGGAGCGUCUGGAUGCUUUAAGUGGAGGAGGAAAACAAGUUGCUCAAGAUGAGGAAGUGGAUCCGAUAUAUAUGAGUGUUAUCCGGGAGAAGAUAGCCAAUGCUGGAAACCUUGUCCACGAAAUAAGAGGCCGCCAAUUUUCGCAUUUUGAUAAAGGU